Molecule: messenger RNA, 4867 nt
Organism: Hipposideros armiger (great roundleaf bat)
Lineage: Eukaryota; Metazoa; Chordata; Mammalia; Chiroptera; Hipposideridae
Gene: ATP8B2
Product: ATPase phospholipid transporting 8B2
Exons: 29
Coding region: 162-3878 (1238 amino acids)
Biological process (GO): Golgi organization; phospholipid translocation
Cellular component (GO): trans-Golgi network; plasma membrane
Molecular function (GO): ATP binding; ATP hydrolysis activity; ATPase-coupled intramembrane lipid carrier activity
Source: RefSeq, a predicted model, not a curated record
AAAGUAGCGGGCCGAGGCUCCGGGGGGAGCGGGGCUGCAGCUGGGGGGCGGGAGCCCGCGGGGAGCCGAGCCGAGCGCCCCCCGCCCCAGCCCCCGGCAUGGGCAGGACGGGGCCGCCGGGGCGGGCGCCGAGCGCUGAGCGCUGAGGGCCCCCAGAGGGGAUGAGGUCUGGGGCCAAGCCAGCUUUCAGUCUCCCCAGGGUCCUGGAGGUAAAACAACUUUCCUGGUCGGUGUCCAGACGCCUGACUCCUGAACCUGAGGUCUCCCAUGGGAUUGCUGGGACCUUGCUGGGUGAGAUGGCACUGUGUGCAAAAAAGCGCCCCCCAGAAGAAGAAAGGAGGGCGCGGGCCAAUGACCGAGAGUACAAUGAGAAAUUUCAGUAUGCGAGUAACUGCAUCAAGACCUCCAAGUACAAUAUCCUCACCUUCCUGCCUGUCAACCUCUUUGAGCAGUUCCAGGAAGUUGCCAAUACCUACUUCCUGUUCCUUCUCAUUCUGCAGUUGAUCCCUCAGAUCUCCUCCCUGUCCUGGUUCACCACCAUUGUGCCUUUGGUUCUUGUCCUCACCAUCACGGCUGUUAAAGAUGCCACCGAUGACUACUUCCGCCACAAGAGUGAUAACCAGGUGAAUAACCGUCAGUCUCAGGUGCUGAUCAAUGGAAUCCUCCAGCAGGAGCAGUGGAUGAAUGUCUGUGUUGGUGACAUCAUCAAGCUGGAAAAUAACCAGUUUGUGGCGGCGGAUCUCCUCCUCCUUUCCAGCAGUGAGCCCCAUGGGCUGUGUUACAUAGAGACAGCAGAACUCGAUGGAGAGACCAACAUGAAGGUGCGUCAGGCGAUUCCAGUCACCUCAGAGUUGGGAGACAUCAGCAAGCUCGCCAAGUUCGAUGGCGAAGUGAUCUGUGAGCCCCCCAACAACAAGCUGGACAAAUUCAGUGGCGCCCUCUACUGGAAGGAGAACAAAUUUCCCCUGAGCAACCAGAACAUGCUGCUGCGUGGCUGCGUGCUGCGGAACACGGAGUGGUGCUUUGGCCUGGUCAUCUUUGCAGGUCCUGACACUAAGCUGAUGCAGAACAGCGGCAGGACGAAAUUCAAGAGAACAAGUAUUGAUCGCCUGAUGAAUACACUGGUGCUCUGGAUUUUUGGGUUCCUGGUCUGCAUGGGGGUGAUCCUGGCCAUUGGCAAUGCCAUCUGGGAGCACGAGGUCGGAAUGCGUUUCCAGGUCUACCUGCCCUGGGAUGAGGCUGUGGACAGUGCCUUCUUCUCUGGCUUCCUCUCCUUCUGGUCCUAUAUCAUUAUCCUCAACACCGUCGUGCCCAUAUCGCUUUAUGUCAGUGUGGAGGUCAUUCGCCUGGGCCACAGCUACUUCAUCAACUGGGACAAGAAGAUGUUCUGUGCGAAAAAGCGGACGCCGGCGGAGGCCCGCACCACCACGCUGAACGAGGAGUUGGGUCAGGUGGAGCACAUCUUCUCUGACAAGACGGGCACCCUCACCCAGAACAUCAUGGUCUUCAACAAGUGCUCCAUCAACGGCCGAAGCUACGGGGACGUGUUCGAUGUCCUGGGACACAAAGCUGAGUUGGGAGAGAGGCCUGAACCCGUCGACUUCUCCUUCAAUCCUCUGGCCGACAAGAAGUUCUUAUUUUGGGACCCCACCCUCUUGGAGGCUGUCAAGGCGGGGGACCCCCACACGCACGAGUUCUUCCGCCUCCUCUCCCUGUGUCACACUGUCAUGUCAGAAGAAAAGAACGAAGGGGAGCUGUACUAUAAAGCGCAGUCUCCGGAUGAGGGGGCCCUGGUCACCGCGGCCAGGAACUUUGGUUUCGUGUUCCGUUCUCGUACCCCCAAAACCAUCACUGUCCACGAGAUGGGCACAGCCAUCACGUACCAGCUGCUGGCCAUCCUGGAUUUCAACAACAUUCGCAAGCGGAUGUCGGUCAUAGUGCGGAAUCCCGAGGGGAAGAUCCGACUAUACUGCAAAGGGGCCGACACCAUCCUGCUGGACAGGCUGCACCCGUCCACCCAAGAGCUGCUCAACACCACCACUGACCACCUGAAUGAAUACGCCGGGGAAGGGCUGAGGACCCUGGCACUGGCCUACAAGGACCUGGAUGAAGAGUACUAUGAGGAGUGGGCUGACCGACGGCUCCAGGCCAGCCUGGCCCUGGACAACCGGGAGGACAGGCUGGCCAGUGUCUACGAGGAGAUCGAGAGUGACAUGAUGCUGCUGGGUGCAACGGCCAUCGAGGACAAGCUUCAGCAAGGGGUUCCCGAGACCAUCGCCCUGCUGACGCUGGCCAACAUCAAGAUAUGGGUGCUGACUGGAGACAAGCAAGAGACAGCUGUGAACAUCGGCUAUUCCUGCAAGAUGCUGACGGAUGACAUGACGGAGGUGUUCAUCGUCACCGGCCACACCGUGCUGGAAGUGCGCGAGGAGCUCAGGAAAGCCCGGGAGAAGAUGAUGGACCCAUCCCGCGCCGUCGGCAACGGCUUCACCUACCAGGAGAAGCUUUCUUCUUCCAAGCUCACUUCUGUCCUAGAAGCCGUUGCAGGGGAGUACGCCCUGGUCAUCAACGGGCACAGCCUCGCCCACGCGUUAGAGGCAGACAUGGAGCAGGAGUUUCUGGAGACAGCCUGCGCCUGCAAAGCUGUCAUCUGCUGCCGGGUGACCCCCUUGCAGAAGGCGCAAGUGGUGGAACUGGUCAAGAAGUACAAGAAGGCUGUGACACUUGCCAUUGGCGAUGGAGCCAAUGAUGUCAGCAUGAUCAAAACGGCUCACAUCGGCGUGGGCAUCAGCGGGCAGGAGGGGAUCCAGGCUGUCCUGGCCUCCGAUUACUCCUUCUCGCAGUUCAAGUUCCUGCAGCGCCUCCUGCUGGUGCACGGGCGCUGGUCCUACCUGCGCAUGUGCAAGUUCCUCUGCUAUUUCUUCUACAAGAACUUCGCUUUCACCAUGGUCCACUUCUGGUUCGGCUUCUUCUGCGGCUUCUCGGCCCAGACCGUCUAUGACCAGUAUUUCAUCACCCUUUAUAACAUCGUGUACACCUCCCUACCGGUCCUGGCUAUGGGGGUGUUCGAUCAGGACGUCCCUGAGCAACGGAGCAUGGAGUACCCCAAGCUGUAUGAGCCCGGCCAGCUGAACCUGCUGUUCAACAAGCGUGAGUUCUUCAUCUGCAUAGCCCAGGGCAUCUACACUUCCGUGCUCAUGUUCUUCAUCCCAUAUGGGGUCUUCGCCGAGGCCACCCGAGAUGACGGCACCCAGCUGGCCGACUACCAGUCCUUCGCCGUCACUGUGGCUACGUCGUUGGUCAUUGUGGUCAGCGUGCAGAUCGGGCUGGACACGGGCUACUGGACGGCCAUCAACCACUUCUUCAUCUGGGGCAGCCUGGCCGUGUACUUCACUAUCCUCUUCGCCAUGCAUAGCAACGGGCUCUUCAACAUGUUUCCCAACCAGUUCCGGUUUGUGGGUAAUGCGCAGAACACUCUGGCCCAGCCCACGGUAUGGCUGACCAUCGCGCUCACCACGGUCGUCUGCAUCCUGCCUGUGGUCGCCUUUCGAUUCCUCAAGCUGAACCUGAAGCCGGAUCUCUCCGACACGGUCCGCUACACCCAGCUGGUGAGAAAGAAGCACAAGGCCCAGCACCGCUGCCUGCGACGCGUGGGGCGCACGGGCUCCCGGCGCUCGGGCUACGCCUUCUCCCACCAGGAGGGCUUCGGGGAGCUCAUCAUGUCUGGCAAAAACAUGCGCCUCAGCUCCCUGGCUCUCUCCAGCUUCACCGCCCGCUCCAGCUCCAGCUGGAUUGAGAGCCUGCGCAGAAAAAAGAGUGACAGCGCCAGCAGCCCCAGCGGCCCCAGCGGCGCGGCCGACAAGCCCCUCAAGGGCUGAAGGCUGGGAAGGGAACACCGGGCGCCAGUGCGCAGAGCACCGGGGGCAGGCCGGCCACCGACAUGACCGCGUCUGAGAACGGCGGGGCCUCGUCCCAUGCCUCUCCCAUCUCCCUGGUGGACUCUGUCCUGCUGGUCCCCAGCCCAGGGCCCUCCCAGCAGCCGGGAGGGCGGAGGGGGCAGGCCCGGAGGGCAGAGGAGGGGCUGGGCCGUGGGGAACCGGCCCCAGUGGGGGGACCAGAUGUGGAACCAAAAAUGAGAAAAAACUGUGAGAGAUCGGGUCUGCCCCUGCCUUGCCUGGGAACCCUCGGGGAGACUGCAGUCUGUGUAUUUUUUUACUCCCGCUCCCCACAGGGGCCCUAGAGCUCCCGUUCCUGAAUUACACAAGAAUGUAUCACGCCGGGAAGCCAGAGGCCUGCUGGGGCCUCUGGGCCCCUCACGUCGUGUAUGUCUCUCCUUGAUUUGUGUUUGUGUCCACUUUGGCUUUGUCUUUUAUUUGGCAAGUGGCGGAGGCCUCUACGUGACUUUUAUGUUGUGGUUGGUGUCUUAACUCUGCUGGGGACGAGGACGCUGGCGCACGGGCGCCCCCACCUGGCUGGAUGUGGAGUGGUUUGGAAGGCGCCACCGCUGGGCUGGCCCUCCAGUGGCAGGUGCGGUGAGGGACCGUGAGGCUGCCCAGGCAGGAGGUGCCUGUCCGCCAGAGGGUGUUGGGAGAGUAUAAAGGAGGGUCUGGUCCGGUCUCCUUCCUCACCUUGAGAGUGAAGAGCUACCCCCUCCCCUACACACUCCCGUAUCGACUCCUGGGUUCCGUAAGUCCUGCUGGUAUUGGGCUGGAGCCUGGGCAGGUGGCCCUGUCAUUCUCAGUGGCCUAAAGUUGGGUGUGAAAUGCAGUUCUAAAAACCGGUUUGGUUUAAUUUUAAAUUCAGACCCCAGUCCAUGAGCCUGAGUCCCUUGUGACUUCCAUUCUCCCUCCUCAUCUGGCAUUUCCCU